AUGGGAGAUUCUAAAUUCUGUAUUUUAGUUGAUGAAGCCAUAGAUGUAUCACAUAAAGAACAAAUGGUUAUUGUGCUUCGGUUUGUUGAUGUUCAUGGUGUUAUUCGGGAGGGUUAUUUUGAUAUUGUUAAUGUGGCUGAUACAAUAUCAUCAACUCUUAAGAAAGAAAUCUCUGAUGUUCUCACACAGAAUAACUUAAGCAUUCAUAAUAUGAGAGGUCAGGGAUAUGAUGGUGCUAGUAAUAUGCGUGGUGCAUUUAAUGGUUUACAAGCUUUGUUUCUUAAAGAUUGUCCAUAUGCUUAUUACGUACAUUGUUUUGCUCACCGUUUACAACUAGCAUUGGUUGGGGCUGCUGAGAAACAAGAUUCUAUUUGGGAAUUCUUUUCAAUGUUGUCUAAUGUUGUGAAUAUAGUUACUGGUUCUUCUAAACGCUUAUUGGAGUUACAGAUUGCAUAUGGCAUAGAGGUUGACAAAUCUGUGGCCAGUGGAGAACGUGAGAUUGGUCGGGGACUUAAUCAGAUUGGGAAUUUACAACGACCAGGAUCAACAAGGUGGAGUUCUCACUUUUAUUGUGUUUGUAGCUUGAUUGAUAAGUUUGGUUCAAUAAUUAUUGUGUUGGAAAGUAUUAAUAAUUGUAGUACCUCUUCGAACUCUAUGCGUGGAGAAGCCAGAGGUUCUUUAAAGGCAUUGAAAUCAUUUGACUUUGUAUUUGUGUUACAUUUGAGUACCUCUUCGAACUCUAUGCGUGGAGAAGCCAGAGGUUCUUUAAAGGCAUUGAAAUCAUUUGACUUUGUAUUUGUGUUACAUUUGAUGCAUAAGAUCAUGGGCAUUACAGAUUUGCUUUGUCGAGCCUUACAAAGUAAAUCAAUUGAUAUUUUGAAUGCCAUGGAUUUAGUUGCAACAACAAAAGAAUUGUUACAAUCUUUGAGAGAUGAAGGUUUUGAUAUUCUUUUGGAUUAUGUCAUGUCGGUGUGUGAAAAAUAUGACAUUGACAUACCAGAUAUGAAUGCUCGUUAUAUGGAUGGUAUUCGUUCUGUGAGACAAAGAGAUAAUAUAUCCGUUGAGCAUCAUUAUCAUUAUGAUGUAUUUAAUUCUGCAAUUGAUUUUCAGUUGGAAGAGCUUCAUUACAGAUUCAAUGAUGAUGCUGUGCAGCUUUUGAGACUAAGUACAUCUUUGGAACCGAAGAACAAUUUUAGGUUGUUUGACAUCGAGAAUAUUUGUACACUUGUUACUACCUUUUAUCCUGUUGAUUUUGGACAACAAGAGAUGUACCAUCUUAAACUCCAACUUGAUCACUACAAGAUUGAUGUGGUUACUCAUACUAAGUUUCAGGAUUUGUCUACUCUUUCCGAGUUAUGUGUACGACUGGUUGAUACAGGAAAGUUAGAGCACUACAGUUUGAUUUAUAGGUUGAUUUGUCUUGUGUUGACACUCCCUGUUUCUACAGCAACUACAGAAAGGGUUUUUUCAGCUAUGAAAUUAAUGAAGACUGGUCUUCGAAAUAAAAUGGAGGAAGAAUAUUUGAGAGACUCUAUGCUUAUUAACAUUGAGAGGGAGUAUGCUGAAAACAUUGAUGUGGAUGAGGUGAUAGAUGAAUUUUACGCUCAAAAGAAUCACCGGGUACAACUCAAAUGA
Daucus carota subsp. sativus is the source of this 1635-nucleotide messenger RNA. RefSeq lists its product as uncharacterized. Bases 1 to 1635 code for a protein of 544 amino acids. Gene Ontology annotation, molecular function: protein dimerization activity. The record is from RefSeq and is a predicted model, not a curated record. NCBI's taxonomy places the organism in Eukaryota, Viridiplantae, Streptophyta, Magnoliopsida, Apiales, Apiaceae. The transcript has a single exon.